Linum tenue is the source of this 3161-nucleotide messenger RNA. The record is from the annotation of a GenBank genome assembly. NCBI's taxonomy places the organism in Eukaryota, Viridiplantae, Streptophyta, Magnoliopsida, Malpighiales, Linaceae.
GUGAGUUGGGAUCUAUCAUUCCGGUACAAGUACCAACCAGAACAGAGAAACAUGUAUGUGUACAAAUGAUCUCUCGUUUAACUGCCGAAAAAACAAAUCAGAGUCGUUUUAUCACCAGUCGGUAGACCAAUUGUCCAAUACUGGAGCCUGGAGAGAGAGAGGGAGUCGCCGGUCGGCAAACGACAGGUCUCCGUCUGAACAAGACAACUCACACACCCAACUCUGCAUUUCGCCGAUUCUUUAUUCUUCUUCUUCUCCUCCUCCUUCGAUUCGAACUCUCCAUUUGUAUUUUGUGGGCGAUUUCAGUGACAGCGGGCCGACACAUCUCACUUGAGCUGCUUUCCAAUUGGGCUCUCUCAACAACACCUCCUUCCAGUCAUAUCGGAGCAUCAACUCCGAGCUUCCGAGUCAACCCAGAACGAGCAAAAAAAAAUCCCAUUUUCUUCAUCCUCUUUACCCCUGUCUGGUUUGCGUUGAAAAUGAGUAAGAAAAUCAAGGUCAAAGAGGAUACACGCGCAGGAAUCGAAGUGGGUUUCACGUGAAUAAACAAAAAUCUGCCCCUUGCUGUGUGUUCUGCAACAUUUCUGUACUCCGUUGAAGUUGCAGCAAGGCUUAUGCUCCUGGAAGAAAAAACAAACACAAAAUGGCUUAUUCAAAUUCAAGAUCUGUGAGGUUUAGAGAUGAUCUUGAAUUGACAAAGCAUCCAACAACGAAUAUAGAUGGGACAGUCAAGCUUAAAUACAACACAAAUGGGAUUCAUAUGUCAGAGUCCAGUGCCAAGAACUCUCAGAGAGAUGCAAGGAAUGGGAAAUCGCUGAAGGCCAAAGUUCUGUCUCGAGUUUUCUCGGAGGAUUACGAGAGAGUGAAGAGGAACAUAUUAGAUCCUCGAGGGUCAGCAGUUCGAAGAUGGUCUAAUAUCUUUUUGGUAGCAUGCUUAGUGUCUUUGUUUGUCGACCCUCUCUUCUUCUACUUGCCAAGAGUUAACAGGACUGCAUCUUGCAUAGACAUCGGGAGACCCCUUGAAUAUACCCUUACAGCUCUUAGAACAGUAGCAGAUGUAUUUUACAUGGUCCAGAUUUUCAUACGGUUCCGGACAGCAUACGUUGCACCUUCUUCUCGAGUUUUCGGGAGAGGGGAGCUCGUUAUUGAUCCUGAAAAGAUUGCCUCGAGGUACUUUAGAUGGAACUUCUGGCUUGACCUUAUUGCAGCCCUCCCUCUUCCUCAGGUACUUAUUUGGCUAAUCAUACCAAACCUUUCUGGUUCAACCAUGGCUAACACGAAAAACGUCCUCCGGUUCAUCAUCAUUUUCCAGUACAUUCCAAGACUUUACCUAAUUUUCCCACUCUCUUCUCAAAUCGUUAAAGCCAAUGGGUUUGUGACAGAAACAGCUUGGGCUGGAGCUGCUUAUAACUUGAUGCUUUACAUGCUGGCAAGCCAUGUUUUAGGAGCUUGCUGGUACCUUCUAUCAAUAGAAAGGCAAGAAUCAUGCUGGUUAAGUGCAUGCGACAAGGAGAAGCCACAUUGCAAUUUCAAGUUCUUUGAUUGCCAGACGGUUGGCAACUCUGCCAGGGACUCGUGGUUCAAGUCGACCAACGCUUCGACUCUGUGCAAGCCGGAUAACGGGUUCUACCAGUUUGGGAUCUACGGCGAUGCAGCAACUUUUGGUGUUUCAUCCACAUCAUUCUUUGACAAGUACUUCUAUUGCCUCUGGUGGGGCUUAAAGAACCUUAGGUAUGUCAUCUCCCUCAAUGCCUCACUGGGGCAGAACCUUUCAACAAGCACAUAUGUAGGGGAAAUAACUUUCGCCAUCAUUGUUGCAACUCUUGGUCUGGUGCUCUUUGCUUUGCUCAUUGGGAAUAUGCAAACAUACCUGCAAUCUACAACAGUCAGACUAGAAGAGUGGAGGAUCAAACGAACCGAUGCAGAACAAUGGAUGCACCACAGACAGCUCCCUCCUGAGCUCAGGAACUCUGUCAGGAAAUAUGAUCAGUACAAAUGGCUCGCCACCCGUGGAGUCGAUGAAGAAACCCUCCUCAAAGGCCUUCCCCUGGACCUCCGCAGAGACAUCAAACGCCACCUCUGCCUCGAUCUAGUCCGCCGCGUGCCACUGUUCGAUCAAAUGGACGAGAGGAUGCUGGACGCCAUAUGCGAGCGGCUGAAACCUGCUCUGUCAACAGAAGGCACGGUCCUGGUGCGAGAAGGAGACCUGGUGGACGAAAUGCUGUUCAUAAUCAGGGGCAAUUUGGACUCCCACACCACCAACGGCGGCCGGACGGGGUUCUUCAACACCUGCAAGAUCGGCCCGGGGGAAUUCUGCGGCGAGGAGCUCCUGACGUGGGCGCUCGACCCGCGGCCCAGCGUCCUGCUCCCGUCGUCCACCCGCACGGCGAAGGCCAUCUCCGAGGUCGAGGCGUUCGCCCUGCGGGCUGAGGAUCUGAAAUUCGUGGCGUCGCAGUUCAGGAGGCUGCACAGCAAGCAGCUGAGACACAAGUUCAGGUUCUAUUCGCACCAGUGGCGGUCGUGGGCGGCGUGUUUUGUUCAGGCGGCGUGGCGGCGGUACAGGAAGAGGAAGGAAUUGGCAGAGCUGAGAGCUAGGGAGGAGGGAGAGGAUGAUGAUCGGCGGCGGGAUGAGGCGGCGGCGGUGAAAAGGGGUGGUUUCGCGGCGGUGUACACGGCGAAGAUGGCGACGAGCACGAGAAAGGGGGUGACGAUGAUGAAGCAUUCUUCUUCUACGGGUUCCAGAGUCGUUAAUGUGAAUUCGUUGCAAAAGCCAUCAGAACCAGACUUUUCUGUGGUUGAGGAUUAAGAAUCAAGGGGGUUUUUGUUCCUGAUUUUCAAUGUGUAUAGAUUAUAGACUAUGUUACUAUACAGCAUAUACUAGGAGUGGCCACGUGGGUGGUUAAUCCGCGGAUUGAUAUCGAUUCACCCGCAAACAAUCCAAUCCGCAAGUAUUGGGUGGUUGAUGUGGGUGGAUAGCGGAUUGAUAAAUCUCCCACCCGCACUUAUGGGUGGGUGGUGGGUGAAUUGCGGGUCACCCUAAUGACCUGCACCCUAUUUUCACAUGAGAAAAUGUUGUUUCUUAUACUAUCGAAUAUUAAUGAUAUUUCCGAACCUCACUACACACUGACCAUGCAUCUAAUUCUAAAGUUGGAGAAUAAAGA